Molecule: messenger RNA, 486 nt
Organism: Aspergillus puulaauensis
Lineage: Eukaryota; Fungi; Ascomycota; Eurotiomycetes; Eurotiales; Aspergillaceae
Exons: 1
Coding region: 1-486 (161 amino acids)
Source: RefSeq, a predicted model, not a curated record
AUGUCAAAGCCCUACGAAGUUCUGAAAGUGGCCCGACGGUCCUACGAGCUAGGAGGCGAAGGUAUCAGCGAAGGCCAGAGAGUUGGUAUCGGUCUUGCCAUAAUGGCGGGCUCAAUUCUACUGGUAGUUGCGAUAUGUGUCUUAGCCAAAUUCUAUAUCCUGGCAGGACAAAGAAGACGGCGCAGAAAGGCGAUGUGCCAGGAAUGCCAGCCUGUCUACCCUGCCGCUCUCCCUAUGCAUGAGACACCAGUGGAAUUUAUGCCCGAAGAGCCAGCACCAGCUGUUACCCACGACCACUCAUACCGCUAUUACUGUAAGGCGAGGGAUGCUGCGUCUGAGUCGGUGGCCCGCGAUCAGGGUCUUCCUACCUAUGACCCUGCCCCUGCCUAUACUCCGCACGCUGGUGAGGCUCAGAACCAGGGUAGCAAUCAGACAGGGGAUGCGAGUCGUACUGAAGCUAGAAGAUAUGCGGAUGAUGCAUGUUGA